UUCUUUACGGGAAUCGAACAUCCCUAACUAACGGGAGCGGCAGUUCGAUUUUACGGCUUGCGUGCGAACCGAGCCGCCGGUGCCGCGCUGUUUCCGCGUUGCUACGAGCGGAGUCCUCUGAUUCGUUCCCGAAAAUAGAGACGAGUGGUGGUGAAUGUUGACUAAAACGACGAUCGAGAAACCGGCGCGGAGAGCAACGCGAGCCACGUCGACCGCUUGACUCAUCGACGUCGACAGGACCCGGGGCACGGAUUCGAUCAUCGUUCGCAACGAGCUUCGACGUUGUGCGUGACGAACGACGCCGGGGGAAACGUAUGGGAAAAGUACACGGCCGCCAGUCUUAACCCGUAAAUAGCCGGUUUCGUAAUUCCCGUCACGUGGAGCCGAUAACCCUUAAGUGUCGUUGUGUAUACGUUCCUGCGCCGUAAACUUUUCCAACGUCGCGCGAAUCCUAGACGGAGAGAGCAACGACGACGACGUGAAACGCCGCGCGAGAGGCGACGCGACGCGUCCUCGAGGGAAACCAGGAGGGAACGGUCGAAGGAAGACGUUCGAGGAGGAGCCUAAUGUUUCUCAACGACAUGGGGCUGUUAAUGUUCUUAGCAGUAACGGCGUCCCUUUUGGGCUACUGCCAAACGGAUGAAAAAGUGUCAUUUUACGGGGCCAGCUACAUUCAUCUUCCGGUCCAGGAAGCCAAGGGUGCGACCGACAUCAGCUUCCGGUUCCGAACCCAUCUCGCGGACGCGAUGCUGCUAUUGGCCGCUGGCAAGACGGAUUACUGCCUGAUCAAACUCGAAGCCGGCAGAUUGAAGGUUCACAUCAAUCUGGGCGCAGGUGAGAGCGAGAUGGCCAGCACCCGCGGGCUGACCCUGAACGACCUGAGCUGGCACGAGGUCAACCUGACCAGACGGGACGCUAACAUCACGCUGCAGAUCGACGUAAUACACGCGACGAGAGCACUUCUGCCUGGACAUUUCUUUGAGCUCAACAUACACUACGGCGUCUUCAUCGGUGGGCAGGGUGACUUCAACGAGCUAUUUCUAGGUCACACGGAUUACUUGCGGGGCUGCAUGGCCGACAUAAUCUACAACGGCGCCAGAGUAAUAGAACACGCCAAGUCGAGGAAGGGCCAGUCGGAGGCCACGGCUGUAACGUGGGGCUGCUCGCCGGAAUUCGACGCCACCAGGAGCACGGAAGUCAGCUUCGUGGAGGACGGCGCGUUCACGGCGAUCCCGAGGCCCAUUCCGCGCUCAGGCUCGAGAUGGGAGUUCGAGCUGAAGACCGGAGCUGAGACCGGUCUGCUUCUCUACAACACCGGGCAAUCAUCGUACGCCGAUUACCUCGGGAUCGAGUUGUUCGAGGGUAAAAUUCGUCUUCUGAUGAACAAAGGGAACGGACCGACGGAGUUGAUACACGGCACGCCGGUGGCGGACGGCAAAUGGCAUCGCGUGGUCGUUGAUUUCAAUCCGAGCGGAAUCGGGAUCGCCGUGGACCGACAGGAAAAAACGAUCACGUUGCCGUCGGGCGGAAAUCGUUACCUCGACUUGGCGGACACCCUCUACGUGGGCGGCACGGAGCUGAACAAACGCGCCAAAGCGUUAGGGAAAGGCCUCAAGUCCGGGGACGUCAGCUACAAGGGUUGCCUGCGAAACAUGCUGCUGGACAACAAGAAACUCGGUCUGCCCGACGUCAAGAUCAGCCAGGGCAUCGUGGUCGGCUGUGUUUGGGGAUAUCCGUGCAUCGAGGCUGUGCCCUGCGUUUCUGCCGCAAUUUGCUCCCAGCUGGGCGUUAGCUCGUUCAAGUGCGACUGCGACCAACCGUUGUGCAUCGAGCCGAACUACGUCGCGGAUUACAAGGUUUAUUCGAAGAUGAAUUUACCCGUGAACCUGGAGAUCCUCUCGCUGAGUCCUCUGGUGGUAUCCGAGGGGAAACACGUACUGGUGACGAGUGAUAACAUUGCCAUGGUGUUAGACAUCGCUAAAUACGGGGUGGAAGAGGACGGUGUUAUCUUCACCUUGGUAACGCCGCCCACCUAUGGAACCUUAGUCCUGAAUCUCUUGACGACCAGAACCGAGCAUUCCUUCACUCUCCAAGACGUUAAUCGCGAUAAGGUAAAUACACUUCCACCGAACCACGUGGAGUCCUUCAAAUUCGCUAAAAACAAUACCAUGGUAUAUGGCUGACGUCUUGCGAGUGCGUUCGCUUUAAAACGAAAUUCAUUCUACGUCGAAAAUUGAAAGCGAAUUCAUUCUUCGAUCGCGAACGCUGAUAUUCGUUACUUAACGAAAUUAAUACCGACGAUUA
This is a messenger RNA of Hylaeus volcanicus, 2304 nucleotides long. RefSeq names its product chondroitin sulfate proteoglycan 4-like. NCBI's taxonomy places the organism in Eukaryota, Metazoa, Arthropoda, Insecta, Hymenoptera, Colletidae. Bases 567 to 2183 code for a protein of 538 amino acids. The transcript is spliced from 6 exons. The record is from RefSeq and is a predicted model, not a curated record.